AAACACUUAACUCUGUCUUCAUAACAAUAACAAUGGCGCGUUUCUUACUACGGACAAAAAUCUAUAACGGCGCGUGGAAUACUAGAGUGAAAGUGUGUCUGUUUCAGUAGCGAGCCUUAGAAAAGCAAGCAAAUUCAUGGCUCGUAAAGUCGACAGUGCUUACUCCUGGGUAGUUUGUGCGAGCUGUGUUCUGUGCAACGUUCUCGUCAUGGGGACCGUGCUUAGUUUUGGCGUUUUGUACCCAGCUUUUCUCAAAGAUCUGGGUCGAUCUAGAGAAAAAACAGCAUGGAUCGGCUCCCUCCCCGUGUCAAUCAUGAGCGUCAGUGCCGUCGUGUCUGGAGCACUGUGUGACAAACUCGGCUCACGGCUCACCGGCUACCUCGGUACUGUUGUGUGCUCCGCCGGCCUCCUUCUUUCCUCAUUUGCUCCGGAGAUCUGGAUAGUGUACCUGACCUACGGGCUGCUUCUCGGAGUGGGCACUGGUCUAAUCUUCACCUCUAUCUUCUCCAUAACUGCAAAGUACUUCAACAGGUUUCGCGCCUUGGCGGUGGGAAUAGUCGGCUCGGGUGAAGGACUUGGGAUUCUAGUUAUGGCUCCGGUGAUUCAAUUAUUACUGGACGCACUGCAGCUAAGAAAUACGCUACGAGUGAUGGCGGCGAUGGUCCUGGCCAACACAUUGGUCAUGUGGACGUUCGAUCCGCAUGUCCAGGAAGAAACGGAUCACGAGUAUUUCCAGGAAGGAAGUAAUGAUUCGGGAAGUAGUAGAGAGUUGCCCAUGCCGCGAAAACGUGGAAUAGAGGUUUGCGGAUGGAUUGACUGGUCUUUGUGGAAGAUUCCGACGUUUACUGUGUUUACACUAGCAUCUGGUUUGGCAACACUGGCCGCGUUUAUUCCUCAGUUCUUCAUGGUUGCAUAUUGCAAAGAAUUGGGCAUCUCCGCUGACCGUGCAGCGUGGAUGUACGUUUACAUGGGCGUUGCCUCGCUUAUUGGUCACGUGGCAAUCGGUCGUUUGAUUGACAGGCCAUCCAUCCAACCAGGCUACGUGUACCAGGUGUGUUGGGCGAUCGCGGGUGUGUCUACGCUGCUGUCCCGUCUCAGUACAAGCUACGCGUACCUUUCCGUGUACUUCGUAGUGUUCGGAUUCGCGUUCGGAGCUGCGAUCACGUGCUGUGACGUCAUUAUGCUGACGCUAGUCCCCGAGGCACGAGGUGGUACCCUCGGUAUGCACAUGAUGGCGAUGGCCCUCCCGACGGCGACUGGUACCCCAUUAGCAGGUUUGGUUGCUGACGUCACGCAGUCCUACGCCGACACAUUCUACAUAUCAGGAGCCACAAUCCUUUGCGCGACAUGCAUUCCAUUCUUGAUGUUGUAUUUUCGAAGAUCGAACUACGGUCACGUGACUAACGAUGUAAAUAACGUUGCGGUGUUAAAUGCAUGACCUCAUUCCUAGGUUUUA
This is a messenger RNA of Nematostella vectensis (starlet sea anemone), 1456 nucleotides long. Its product is annotated as monocarboxylate transporter 5. The record is from RefSeq and is a predicted model, not a curated record. Gene Ontology annotation, biological process: transmembrane transport. The coding region runs from base 137 to 1438 and encodes 433 amino acids. The transcript is spliced from 4 exons. Lineage: Eukaryota; Metazoa; Cnidaria; Anthozoa; Actiniaria; Edwardsiidae. Gene Ontology annotation, molecular function: transmembrane transporter activity.